Messenger RNA from Columba livia (rock pigeon), 2289 nucleotides. It is a transcript of the gene PRF1, whose product is annotated as perforin 1. Gene Ontology annotation, cellular component: membrane. Gene Ontology annotation, biological process: immunological synapse formation; T cell mediated cytotoxicity; defense response to virus. The coding region runs from base 97 to 1923 and encodes 608 amino acids. The record is from RefSeq and is a predicted model, not a curated record. Gene Ontology annotation, molecular function: wide pore channel activity. NCBI's taxonomy places the organism in Eukaryota, Metazoa, Chordata, Aves, Columbiformes, Columbidae. The transcript has 3 exons.
CAGGCAUCCGGGCGUGGGGGGUGUGAAGCCGCAGGGUGGGGGAGGAUGUGACGGUUCCUCGCCUCAGUGUCCCCAUUCGUGUCGCUACCGCUGGCCAUGCCGCCCCCGCUCCUCCUCCUCCUCUCGUCCGUCCUGUCCCUCUGUCCCUCCGCCGCCCCCCGAUGUCACCGCGCUCGUGGCGCCGCCUGUGCCGCCCCCCACGUCCCCGGCGCCUCCAUCCUGGGCUGGGGCCUGGACGUCACCACCUUGGCCCCCGCCACUGGCCGAGUCCUCGACGUCGAUGACGAUGAUGACAUCACCGAUGACGUCACUUGCGUGCUGUGCCCCAACCCGUUGGUCGGGGGGCGGCGCUUCCGGCUGCCGCGGGGGGUCGGGGGGUGGCGCGCGGGGCGGCGCUGCCAGCAGGGAACGCUGGUGCUGCGGGGGGCGGGGGCGCUGGCGGGGGUGGCGGGGGGCAGGGCGGGGGUGGCCGUGGGGUGGCGCGUGGGGCUGGAGGGGGCAAGAGGGUCGGUGGGCGUGGCCGGGUCCAGGUCACGGGCGGCCGAGUUCGCCCUGGGCCGGUGGCGCGAGGACGCGGUGGCGUUCGUCAGGAUGCGGGCGCAGUGCACGCUCUACUGGACGUCUGUCUCCCCCCGCGCCCGCCCCUCCCCCCACUUCCUCCAUGCCCUCCGCUCCCUGCCUCCCAACUUCACCGCAGCCACCGCUGCCGACUACGCCGCCCUCAUCGCAGCCUACGGGACCCACAGCAUCCGCGGCGCUCGCCUGGGCGGCCGCCUGGACGCCGUCACCUCCAUCCGCACCUGCCGGGCAGCCAUGACAGGCUCCAGCCUACAAGAAGUGGCCGAUUGCCUGGGGGCCGAAGUCUCGGCUGCGGGCCGCUCCGCUGCCAUGGUCACCGCGUGCCACCGGGCUCGCGCCACCAACGACGCCAACGCCACCUUCCACGAGCUCUACGCCGAGCGCCUGGUGGAGGUGGACGGCGGCCGCCAAGAUGGCGACCUCCUCUACGGUGACCCCAACGCCUUCCCAACAUGGCUACGUGGCCUCCCCACACAUCCGGGGCUGGUGGGCGCCGACGUGCGGCCGCUGCACACCGUCCUGGCGCCGCGGGACCCACAUCGCGCUGCCCUACGCGCCGCCGUCAUCGACUACAUUGCCCGCAAUGCAUUGCGGGUCAACUGCAGCUGCGGGGGCCAUCUUGGCGCCGCCGGGCCUUGUUGCGCGUGCUCAGCUGAUAUGGCCACCACGUGCUGCUCGCAGCACCGCGGGUUGGCGCGGUUGCGGGUGACAGUGAAAGCGGGCGGGGGGUGGCGCGGGGACUAUUUAUCGGGGACGGACGCUUACGUCCGGGUGUAUUAUGGGGGGCGGGAAGCACGGACGCGCACCCUAUGGAACAACCAGCACCCACGCUGGGCGGCCAUCUUGGAUUUGGGGACGGUGACACUGGCACCCGGCGCCAUGUUGAAGGUGGAGGUUUGGGAUGAGGACAACCAAUGGGAUGAUGACUUGUUGGGGGUGUGCAAGGAGCCACUAUCGGCCGAGGGGGGAGGCGAGCGUGACGUCAUCUGUUUCCCCGGUGGGGGGCGGUUGGAGUUUGGUUAUGGGGUGACGUGUGGACCCGCUUUGGGGGGGCCAUAUUGUCAUGAUUAUGUCCCACAACCCCCCGGAGACAUCGGGGGGGUCCAGGGCACCUCCUAUUGGUCCAACGACCCCCGUAACGACCCCCAUAAUGACCCCCAUAAUGACCAAGAUGGCUCCGGGAAUCCCCUCCCCAGCGCCCCCUGGUGGCCGCCAGGGGUUAAUGAAUCAGGGGGCGACCCUCAAGUCCCCAGGGACGAUGGGGACAUGGGAGACCCCACGGAUGCAUUCGGGGAGCUCCCGGAGACAUUUAUGGGGCCCUGGGAGAGGCAUCCAGACCCAUAAGUUGUAUCCAGAUCCAUAAGUUGUACCCAGACCCAUAAGUUGUAUCCAGAUCCAUAAGUUGUUCCCAGACCCAUAAGUUGUACCUGGACCCAUAAGGUGUAUCCAGAUCCAUAAGUUGUUCCCAGACCCAUAAGUUGUACCUGGACCCAUAAGGUAUAUCCAGACCUGUAAGUUGUACCUGGACCCAUAAGUUUUAUGUGGACCCAUAGGUUGUAUCCAGUCCCAUAAGUUGCACCCAGACCCAUGAGCUGUACCCAGACCCAUAAAUUGUACCCAGACCCAUAAGUUGUAUCCAACCCCUCCCGGCCUCCAGGUGGCACCACUGGUGUCGCAAGGGAUGAUGGGAAUAAAGAGCUUCUCGCUGCA